This is a messenger RNA of Lymnaea stagnalis (great pond snail), 234 nucleotides long. The record is from the annotation of a GenBank genome assembly. NCBI's taxonomy places the organism in Eukaryota, Metazoa, Mollusca, Gastropoda, Lymnaeidae.
CCAAAGCAGAACAUUUCUCUGCUAAUUAGUCUCUCUAGGUGGACCGCUCUGUUUACUGGUAUUGUCUAUGGAGUUUACAGAUUUAAAUAUUUGGCUCGAAGAGAAAUUGAUAUUCAGAAGCAUGCAUCUGAGAUAUUAGAAAAGCACAGGGAGAAGAUGGCCAUACUUAAGAAACAAAAAGAGAUAGAGGAAAUGAAUGCUCUAGGAAGAGAUGCUAGUGUAGCAGCAAAGUAA